GUGCACCCCAUUAGCGGAAGUUCUUAUGGAAGUAGGAAAAUUUUUAAUAUGUAAAUUUUUAUUCCUGUAUCAGUGUGAAACCUGUGCAUAAUUAGCUUGCAAAUUUGAUUUUCUCUCGAUAGUUUGAUAAUGGUGAGUUUUUUAAAACAAAUGGGCCAGAAAGACAACUGCUAGGCUUGUAGAUGAGUGUUCCAGAGAGCUGCUCUGCCAAACAUGGCCAGCCGAACGAGUCCUUCACGAAUUCCAAUACCUGUGCGGAGCCCUCCACAAUCUGUUAAAACAUCAAGGAUUCCAGUCAGAAGUCCGCAGAUUCAGGUGCGAAAGCCGGCACCACCACCGUCUAAUGGACAGGUAACAAAAAAAGAACUAACUGAACACACACAUAAAAAACACGCAGAAGCAAACCUUCAGUCCUGUCAUGAGAACGGUUUAAUAAUUGACACCACUCCCAAAGGUGAAUCUCCUCAGAGACAAAAGGGCAAGGGAUUUGAAACUUUCCUCAUGACCGGAGACAUGAUCAUUCGGACCACUCCUCCCCACCAGAAAUCGCCACGAACGGACAGCUCCAAAUCUCCGUCGCUGAAAAAUGACACCGAAGACUUGUUUGGUGGCAAUUACGACAACGCGUGUCUACAGAACGUCAGUCCUUCCAAGAUUCACUCGACCAAAUCCCAUCCUGCACCGAUGCCGCCUCCACCUGUAAGCAGAAGCAUCUCUGAGAUUGUGAAAGCACCGGUAGCCACAAUAGAAGAUUUGAGUGACAUGUCGCAGUCCGAGUCGUCGUCCUGCAGUGAGGCACUCGUGGUUUCGGUUAGUGACAAAUUUGUAGACACGCCAAUUAUUGAGUCUUGUUCUCUGCACAAAGAACCAAUGCACAUGUCCAAAUCACAGACAGACGAUUCCAGAGGCGAUCAGAUAGACGGUGUGGUGCUCACGCUUAAUGGUGGGUACGAAAAACAUCUCCAUGAUCUACCAAGCUCCGGUGACUCGGGGGUCCAGCAGGACAGUCAGAGUUCAGACUCGGACGAGGAUGCCACAAAGUAUUCUUCGUUGCCGGAGGUCACCAAUUCUGAUGAUGCACCAUUGCCUGUUAUGACCUCGAGCCAGAGUGAGGAGAAGAUUGCUGGCGCGCAGAAACAGACUCAGUCGGUGGUUCGAACGAGCAAGAGCCACGAGAACUAUUUAGAAUCCGAGACGGGUCUUGCUCUGGUUAAUAUUGACAUAGACGAUGAUAUUUCGUACUCUCUAGACACGCUUGCGUGCAGUGCGAACAGUCCUGCUGCAUCAGUGGAACAGGUUAGUGAGCCUACCUCUCGCAGUUUGCACAGCACGCCAGAGAGACGAGAGGAAAAAUCUAAUGAACGGGUGUUUAUGCCAGGUUUUAUCAGUUUGGAGGAGCCAAAAGUUUUAAAGGAUACCAGCAGAAUUCAAAAUAACGUGCCCUCUGUAAAUAGUGUUUCUGAAAAACUGUGUCCGACCGUUCAAGCUAAUACUUUGUCUAAUCAUAAUAAUCAUGCGGUUGAGGAAUUGGAGAGUAUGGAGUCGUCUGACCUGCUUAAUUCGAGUGACUUGGAUAUCUCGGACAUUAGCAGUCUGUAUCACCAGCCAAUGAAGAGCGUGGACCGCCCAUCAGCUGCUAGACUUGCCAAAAGACUUUACCACAUGGAUGGAUUUAAAAAGGGCGAUAUUUCAAGACAUCUUUCCAAAAAAAACGAUUUUAGCACGUUAGUUGCAGAGGAAUAUUUCAAGUAUUUUGAGAUAAAAGGUGACACGCUAGAUAUGGCACUGAGGAGAUUUCUAAAACAGUGCAACUUGAGUGGGGAAACUCAGGAGCGUGAAAGGGUCUUGAGCCAUUUUUCUCGAUUCUACAUGGAGUGCAACCCGAACACUUUCAAUUCUGAGGAUGCUUGCCAUACCUUGACAUGUGCAAUAAUGCUGCUGAACACUGAUCUACAUGGGCAGUUUGUUGGUAGAAAAAUGACAUGUGCCGAGUUUGUGGAAAACCUUGCUGGACUAAAUGAUGACAGAGACUUUCCAAAGGAAGUCCUCAAAGCAAUCUACCAUGCAAUCAAAGCAGAACCACUGGAGUGGGCAACUGAUGACGAGCCACAAGAGAAAGAAGCAUUGACAGAUCUUCCUGGUCCAGCCAUAACGGCAGUUCCGCAACAUUUUAUUGGUUCAAACCCGUUUCUUGAUCUGCCAGACCCCUUAAAAACUACGGAGUACAAAAAGGGCUACGUCAUGAGAAAGUGCUGCUUAGAUGCUGAUGGAAGGAGAACUCCGCUGGGUCGUCGCAGUUGGAAGAUGUUUUGUGCAGUGCUGCGUGAUAUGAUUCUAUACCUGUACAAGGAUGAACAGCAGUUAAAAAAGGGAACAUUUGUAGAAAACGUGAACAAUGCUGUCCGCAUUCACCACUCACUGGCCACAAAAGCCACCGACUAUACUAAGAAACAACAUGUCUUUAGACUACAGACUUCAUACUAUGCCGAGUUUCUCUUCCAAACGAGUGAUAGUAAGGAGCUUCAGGAGUGGAUCGACACCAUCAACAUGGUAGCCGCCACAUAUUCAGCUCCAGCUUUAGCAGGUGCUGUGGGGUCAAAAGUAAAAAAAUUCCAAAGGCCACUGUUUCCAGCAUCAUACACUCGAUUAAAUAUGAAAGACCAGUUGCAGAAUCAUGAAGAGCGUGUGGCAGUAGUGGAGCUGGAGUUACAACAACACAGGAGCACCACUCCGGAGAAAGGGGCCAAAUCAAGAGUGAUAGCGGAAUACUUGGAGAAAGAAUCUUUCCUCGAAUACGAGAUUAAGCGCUUCAAGACGUACGUGUAUCUGUUACAAGGCAAGAUGAUGGCGUACCCGGAGCUGGAGCCGUCGCUGGUGGAGACGACGAUUGGGGAGGACGAGGAAGUGGUGACCGGGCCCCCCACCGCCGCACCACCCACCGCCACACCGCCCACCGCAGGAUACUCACCCUGGAAACCCGUGCAGCGCAGCCUGUCUGAUAGACCAAUAGGCAGCGAUAUGGAAUAUGAAAGUGACAUCCAUGUGAAUAAAAUAUCCGCUGAUACAUAUCUGUGAAUGCUGAUACACUCUACAAGGAGCAGCUUGGACCAACAUACCAUCGAGAGAUGAGAGAGUGAGUGAGUGAGUGAGUGAGUGAGUGAGUGAGUGAGUGAGUGAGUGAGUGAGUGAGCGAGCGAGAGAGAGAAAGUGAAUGAGUGAGUUUAAGUGGUGAGUGAGUGCUUGCUCUGAUACAGACUUGAUGACCCUAUCAUUGGAGACUGUUCCUCAUAAUUGCGAACGUUUGGCUUCAUAUUCCCGUUACCAUGUUACAUAAAAACAACUACUACAGAAUCUCUCUUUGGAACUUGUGACUUGAUAUGAGAGUCCCUGUUUCAUAACACUCACAGUGUAUAUUUAUUACAGUGAACCUUGUAAUCUUGUUUUUGUUAAAAAUCGAUUCUUACUGACUUUAUUUAAUGCUGCUUUCAUCAGGUGUAAAAACAAAAAUACUUGUAUAACCUGGUGCAUGCUUGCUAGAGUAACAAAAAUACUUGUAUAACCUGGUGCAUACUUGCUAGAGUAAAAAAAAAAUACUUGUAUAACCUGGUGCAUGCUUGCUAGAGUAAAAAAAAAAAAAAAUUGACUGCUUUUCAAGUGAUGAACCUCCAUUCUGUUGGGUACCAGUCUGUUAAAUGGCAUCUUUGUUUGGUACAAAAUGGCGCGUGUUUGUUUGUUUUGUCUUCAGUGUAGAUUAUUGUCUUGAGAAUUUGUGGCAUUUAGUUAGAUGUUGAAUGUUUCAUGUGACUGCAGUUAAGAAGAGUAAUUUUGUACUGUUUAAUAGUCUUAAAUGUGCCAAUAUUAGGAUGAGGAUUUGGGUUUUUUAUUUGUGCAAUUUUAAUCAGAUUUAUCGUUACUUGGUAGCCGAGUGUUUUUUGAAGAUGUAUUUAUUAUGUGUGUACACAUUUCAGGAAAAAAGCCUGCAGUUCAUUUCAAUAGUAUAGUUUGUGAUUGAAAAUAUAUUUUGUUUUAAUAUUUAGGGUUCGUUCACAAAUAUCAACAUUUAUAACAAUCGUACAAGAUAUACUUUUUUCUUUUUUUUCUACCCUGUGUCCCAUCAUAACAGCAUACACCAGUGGACUACUUUAAUCUAAUUUUUCUUUUGUCUGACCUGUAUGAAGUAACAAGGUAUUACCUUUACAGUGUUGGUGGUGGUGGCGGCGGCAACGACUGUAUCAACUUCUGCAUUUAUCUUCAUAUUCACAUUUCGCGUGCAGCUCCAUUUGUCACAAACGAUAAAUCCUAAAUAAAUGAAACUUUGUUUAUAGUUGCACCCAUGGAUGUUCAUCACAAUGCAUGUGAAAAUAUAUUUAAAUGUAACAGAUAAAAAUCAACCUCCACUGAGGGGAUUCGAACCACGGACUCUCAGUGCGAGAGUCCAG
Molecule: messenger RNA, 4439 nt
Organism: Gigantopelta aegis
Lineage: Eukaryota; Metazoa; Mollusca; Gastropoda; Neomphalida; Peltospiridae
Product: PH and SEC7 domain-containing protein 4-like
Exons: 12
Coding region: 214-3075 (953 amino acids)
Biological process (GO): regulation of ARF protein signal transduction
Molecular function (GO): protein binding; guanyl-nucleotide exchange factor activity; phospholipid binding
Source: RefSeq, a predicted model, not a curated record